AGACAGCUAAAAGAAAAUUGACAAUUGAGAAACUGGCAUUGGUUCAGAUCAAAAAUUCUAACCGUAUAUUUUUGCAAUAUACUGUAAUUUGUUCAAUCGAGGAUUGAAAGUUUUACGUUUCGUGUUUUUUUGUAGUAAUUGACUUUUUCACUUAGCAAUUUAAAUAUGCCUAGAGGAAAAUUCACUAGCCACAAAGGCAGAAAUCGUAGAUUCACAAAUCCAGAAGAGUUGGAAGAAGAAAGACGUAAAGAGCAAGAAAAGUCCAAGUGGAGGUCUAAAAAUGAAAUAGAUAGUGAGGAUGAAGAAGAAGAAGCAAAAGGUGAUAAAAAAAUUAACGAAGGAUCAGAAAGUGAAGAAGAAACAAGUAGUGAUGAUGAUGACCAAAAGGCAAAGGGUGUUCAGAGUCUGAUAGAGAUUGAGAAUCCAAAUAGGGUACAAAAGAAAAAUAAAAAAUUGUCAACACUCAAUAAUGAUGUAGACAAUGCUGCACCUCAGCUAUCUAGGAGAGAAAGAGAAGAAAUAGAAAAGCAAAAAGCUAAGGCUCAUUAUCAAAAACUUCAUGCUGAAGGUAAAACAGAUCAAGCUAAGGCAGACUUGGCUCGUCUAGCUAUCAUUAAGCAGCAAAGGGAAGAAGCAAGGUUGAGAAGAGAAAAAGAACUAAAAGAUAAGGAAGAUGCAGCCAAGAUGAAGACUGCACAAACGCAAAAGGCCCUAGGAAAAAAAUGAUUCUCAAAAUAUCGUCAUGUAUUUGUUGGAAAAAUUUUCGCAAUAUAUUUAUGAUUUGUUUUCAAUUUUCAAUGCAAUUCUUACAACCUGAGUUGCAGAAAUAUGUAUAAAAAAAAUUAAUAAAAACAAUUCCAUUCUAAAA
Molecule: messenger RNA, 868 nt
Organism: Harmonia axyridis
Lineage: Eukaryota; Metazoa; Arthropoda; Insecta; Coleoptera; Coccinellidae
Product: 28 kDa heat- and acid-stable phosphoprotein-like
Exons: 4
Coding region: 166-726 (186 amino acids)
Cellular component (GO): cytosol
Molecular function (GO): RNA binding
Source: RefSeq, a predicted model, not a curated record